This is a messenger RNA of Otolemur garnettii (small-eared galago), 2609 nucleotides long. RefSeq names its product family with sequence similarity 114 member A2 (gene FAM114A2). The transcript is spliced from 14 exons. Bases 105 to 1607 code for a protein of 500 amino acids. The record is from RefSeq and is a predicted model, not a curated record. NCBI's taxonomy places the organism in Eukaryota, Metazoa, Chordata, Mammalia, Primates, Galagidae.
CAUAGUCCCGUUUACUAUUCCUGCGGGACAGAAAGAGGUCUGACUCCAGAGCUGCUGCUUUCUGGACAAAGCGUACUGCUCUCCAUUUUGGCAAUGUUCUAAUCAUGUCAGAUAAAGAUGACACUGAGACUCCAGUGCUAACUGAAACUGUCCCCGAUGGAAACUGUGAGCCGGCCAAGAAUUCUGAGUGUGUUGACCAAAAUGCCAAGCCAGGGAGUAAAUCAGAACCUGUAGGUUCCACUCGGAAAAGACCAGAGGCCAAACCUUCCAGUGACCUUGAGACUUCAAAAGUUCUCCCUGUUCAGGAGACUACAUCCAAAGAUGUACCCCAGACGGGAUGGGGCUAUUGGGGCAGCUGGGGCAAGUCCUUACUCUCCUCAGCCUCAGCUACAGUGGCCACAGUAGGGCAAGGUAUUUCAACUGUCAUUGAGAAGGCAGAGACUUCCCUUGGAAUCCCUAGCCCCAGUGAAAUUUCAACUGAAAAGUAUGCCCCAGGAGAGACAAAUGCCAAAGAGAAUGAAAACUCUUCCCCAGUGGCUGGGCCAUUUGGUGUAUUCUCGACCAUCUCUACUGCAGUUCAGAGCACAGGAAAGAGUGUUAUCAGUGGAGGUUUGGAUGCCCUGGAGUUCAUUGGGAAAAAGACAAUGGAUGUAAUAGCAGAAGGGGAUCCUGGAUUUAAAAGAACCAAGGGUCUGAUGAACCGAAAUUCUACACUGUCUCAGGUUUUACGAGAGGCGAAGGAGAAAGAAGCGGUAAGGACCGCCAGUGAGGUUACCAUGGAAACAGACAAGAAAACUCAUUAUGGGCUACUCUUUGAUGAAUUUCAAGGCCUUUCACAUCUAGAAGCUCUGGAGAUGCUUUCCCGAGAAAGUGAAAUAAAGGUGAAAUCUGUCCUUAAUUCUCUGAGUGGAGAAGAAUUAGAGACUCUAAAACUUGAAUUACAGCAACUCAAAGAAACAUUUUCCCUAGCAGAGUUUUGUGAUGAAGAGGAAGAAGAGAAAAAAGGGGAUGAAGAUUUUACCAAAGAGAUAACAGAGCUGUUUUCCCAGCUGCAUGUCUCCUCCAAACCAGAGAAACUUGCCAAGGCAAGAAAUACUGCCCACGAAUGGAUCAGAAAAUCUCUGACUAAGCCAUUAGCAGAGAAAGGAGAAGAAAAACAGUCGGAAGCAGAAAAUAAUGAACGAGUCAAUGAAAAUUCAGUAGAGGAUAUCCAUGCAUUUGCAAUCCGGAGCCUAGCAGAACUGACUGCCUGCUCAAUUGAAUUGUUCCACAAAACAGCAGCCUUGUUGCUACAUGGCAGGAAGCAGGAAGUGAUGGCCAUAGAAAGGAGCCAAACUCUUUCUCAGAUGACAGUUAUGUUGUGUAAAGAGUUAUCCUUUCUGUCUAAAGAGUUCACCACCUGUCUAACAACAGCUGGGGUCAAAGAAAAGGCAGAUAUCCUUAACCCAUUAAUCACUGCAGUAUUUCUAGAGGCAUCAAAUAGUGCCUCCUACAUCCAGGAUGCCUUUCAGUUACUCUUACCUGUACUACAGAUCUCUCUCAUUGAGAACAAAAUGGAAUCAUCUAGACAUGAGCAGCAGAGCCAGAGGCCUUUGUCUGAAGAGUGAAGAAUAGAGAGAAUCCACUUGGGACUUGUGAUAGUCAAGAAGUGCUACUUUCUUCUGGGUACCUACAGAAAUAAAGGCAUAGAGUUAUUUCAGUAUAUAAAGGUUUAGGAAGGAGAGCGGGUUUAAAGAGAAGGUUUAUUGCCUUCACCACUUGGGUGAAGUAUUCAGGCCCUCUCACUAUUAUUCUCAGUUGUUUUAAUUAAUAAAUUAUUGGAAAAGAAACUUUUGUACAAAGUCCAAUAAUGGCUGUAGAUAAAGAUUAGUGGGACACUCAGGCAAAAAUGUUGGUCUUACCUUGAACUGUUACAAACCACUAACAGUUUAGUUAUGGAUUUAAUAGCCCAUGGAUAUAAUUAGAUGUUGAGCAAGGAGACAAUUUACUAUUCCAGAAUUCAUGACAUGCUUGGUCUAUUAAUGUCAUAUACUUCUUUUGAGAAUAAAAUUUAUGGCUUUAAGAAAACUGGGCAUAUAUAAACUCUGUAAUGAUUUCAUUUAUCACAUGAAUUCUUGAAAACGGGUAGAAGGUUUCUUCUGCUCUUUAAAUCUCAGUAGAUAUUUGGAAUUGAGAAGAAACUUGAUCCUUGUAGCCACAUAAAUUAACUAUAGCAAAGUGCCCUGUAGCUUCAGAUUUCUCCCUCACCCCGGGAUAACAAGUUUCAAAUUGUAGCUGACCCUCUCAGCUGGAUCCAAGACCAUGAAGUGCAAUUUAGGAAAAUGGUGUCAUGAUUUGCCGAUAUUCUGAAUCUCUCAAGGAUGUUUUUCAUGCCUACUCUAUCUUCAGGAUACAUUUCUUAAAACAGCCAACUCCAAAGGAGUGUUGAAGCUCUUUUUAGUAAUGGGAUGUUUGUUAUUUGAGUAUUGUUGAAGUGGACUGUACACUCCUAAGGAAAUGAUGUUCAUUUAUAACAAGAUUUAACCUCUAAGAUACAAUGCAUUUUUUCCUUAUACUUUUAUGUUUGUUUUUAUGUAUUCUUUGGUAUGUUUUAAAAUACAACUUUUAUC